This is a messenger RNA of Salvia splendens (bonfire salvia), 2486 nucleotides long. RefSeq names its product hippocampus abundant transcript 1 protein. The transcript has 11 exons. Gene Ontology annotation, molecular function: transmembrane transporter activity. Gene Ontology annotation, biological process: transmembrane transport. NCBI's taxonomy places the organism in Eukaryota, Viridiplantae, Streptophyta, Magnoliopsida, Lamiales, Lamiaceae. The record is from RefSeq and is a predicted model, not a curated record. Bases 1436 to 2302 code for a protein of 288 amino acids.
ACUGCGCGCCUCUGAUUACCUCCAUCUCUUUUUUUUUCAAUUUUUCGUUUGGUUUCCGGCUAGGGUUCUAUCCUCUUUCGGAUCUCUCUAUUUUCGAUCCGAAAAUCACAGGUUCUAUCCUCUCUCCGAUCUGUUUUUCUUCAAUUCCGAUUUUCAAUCGGUUUUCUUGUUUGGAAUUCUCUAGUUUUAUCGAUUGGAUUCGUCUCAUUUUUUUUCGGCAGUUUCUCCACUUUUUUUUCGCCGAUCUCCUUCCUUUUAUUCUUCUCACUGAAAUUGUUGUGUUUUCACCAAUUGAUCGGUGAUUUCUCUAUCUUCUGAUCUCAAUUGAGUUUUUCAAUUUUCUCAAUUCCGAUUGUAAUCGGUUCUCUCCGAUUUAUACUUCAUGUUUGGUGUAGUAUGUUGAACUUCGGCAGUUGUAUGCUUCGAUUUUCUCAAUCAUUUGCUCAUUGGAUUUGUAUGAUCCAAGUUUGUAUCUCUCCGAUUGAAUUCGGUUGAGUGUUUUCGUUUUGAGAAUAUGUUUUCUUAAAUUUGUUGUUGAAUCUGAAUAUGUUUUCAGAUUUAUCUAUGGUUUUCCGAUUGUAUGUCGGAUGUUUGUUUUGUUGUUCACCGAUUGUUCGGUUGGAUCUGUUUCAUUUGUGAAUCAGUUUCUGUUUUCUCCGAUCAAAUCGGAUCCUCUGUUUUCUAAACCUUUUUCUUCAGACUCUUGUGUAUGAUCGAAGCCUGAUUCGUGGAGGUUUUUCAGUUUGUCAGUGUUGUUUGUUUGGUUGUUGCAACUGCAAGACCUUUGGUUGCUAGGCUGUUGAUGCUCUUGCAUCGGGUAGGGGAUUGGAAAUUUGUUGUUGGUGAUUGCAACAAUUGGUGAAUAUUUGGUUAUAUGCUUGGAGUUGUGUAAUCAAAUUUGUUGUUGAGAUGAUGAUUGUUGAUGAGAUGAUGAAGAUGUUUUUCAAGAUGUUUCUGAUUUGAAACCUGAAGUUAGUUCCGAGAAAUCUGCUUUCCCUAGCAUUUCAGAAUGCAAGUGUGGAAUGCCUUUAUGCAUCUGCGAAGCACCAGCUCCUUCAAAGGUUUCUAUGUCAUCACAGCCAUUUACUGCACCCUCAUAUCCCCCUGUUACUGCAUCAGAGUUGCUGAGUUGUGGCAUCUUUGGAGCCAAUUGAUUCUUCAUUGAGACUUGUCUGAGUCCUGCUAUAGCUUCAUCAAAGGCUUGUUUUGCAGCCAAAAGAUACAGCCCAUGCAUCCAAGAGAAGUGAGAGUUUGAGGCUCCUUCAAGGAGUGCAGCUGCCAUGAGAAGGUUUGCAAAUGUUCAAGAUGGUUGCAUUUGAUAUGCUUCCAUCUUGAGGGAGGCCGUGACAAUUGAAAAAUUACAUAGGCUGACAAUGUAUCCGAGGGGAAGCGUGUCUCCGCAUUUGGGAUAUUCUCCGGUGUGGUCUCAGCAGCAAUGGUAUGUGGAACAUUAACCGCUCGAAUUCUUCCCACAGAUCGUAUAUAUCAGGUAGCGGCCGUUGUAGCCAUUGUGGCAGCAGUUUACAUGAGAAUCUUUCUUGAGGCCGAUCGAAGGACAUCCCCCCUCGCCAACGAUGGCCUUGAGCAGCCAAUGUUGAAGUCCACAACUGAAGAAGAAAGAAACGAGUCGUUGAAGACCACAGAUUUGAUGAAGUUACCAAAGGACAUGUAUCGUUUGUUCAAGACCAGCAAUACUGUCUCGUUGGCCUCGUUCGUUGCCUUCUUCAACAGCCUUGCUGAGGCAGGAAUUGCUGCUUUCUUGAUGUAUUUCUUAAAGGCGCGGUUCCAUUUCCAGAAAGAUCAAUUUGCUGAUAUAUGGCUUAUCACAUACGCUGCAGCAACCUUCUCAACCAUGGUGUUAAUGCCUCUACUUGGUCUAAUUCUAGGAGAGGAGACACUUCUUUGCAUAGGACUUUUCGCAGGAUUCUUGAAUAUGCUGCUUGACAGCAUAGCUUGGGAACCUUGGGUCCCUUAUGCUUCUGCCUUCUUGGGAAUCUUCCUCUUCCUAGCAAGUCCAAGUAUCAGAUGCAUCAUUUCAAGAAAAGUCGGGGCUCAUGACCAGGGGAUUGCUCAAGGAUGUCUUAUGGGGAUAGCUUCAUUAGCUAAUGUUGUCUCUCCAUUAAUCUUUAGCCCUCUCUCUGCUUUGUUCCUAUCCGACGACGCCCCAUUCAACUUCCCCGGCUUCAGUAUCUUGAGCGUUGGCCUCGCCUACCUUAUAGCUUUCUUUAUCAGUAUAGUCAUCAAGAUUCAACCGCAUUGCUCAACAAACAAAGCAUGUAACCACCCAUGUUCCUUGGCCUAGUCAUUCAAAUCCAACAUACAUACACUAACCCUAAAGCUUUGUUUUCCUUAAACAAUCUAUUGAGGAAAUACGAUGUUGUUGUCUCCCUAUAGUUGUGUUAUUUUGGUAAAUGUAAAUAGAAUACGAGUUACACUUAAAGUCAUUACACUUGGUUUUGUUAUCAAGAAUUCUAAUGUUUUGUUGA